UCCCCUCCUCUGAGUUCCUGUUUACUCUUUCCCAAACGUGCUUUAAACGUUGUACGUAAUAAUAUAUUAACUUGCGAACGGAACAGGCACCAGUAUGGACCAAGACACAGCUAAGGUGCUGUUCCGUGAAGGUGCCAUUUUAUUGUUCCUUGACGUACCUGAAGGUACAGAGUUUGGUAUUGACUAUAAUUCAUGGAGAGUUGGACCUCAGUUCCGUGGUGUGAAGAUGGUUCCUCCAGGAAUACAUUUUAUAUAUUACAGUGCUUGUAAUAAAGAUGGAGAGACAAGCCCAAGAACUGGAUUCUUUUACAACUUUAAACAGAGAGAAAUUGUUGUGCGGAAAUGGGACAGUGCAUUAGAAGAUAUAGGAGAAAGUGUGGUCAGUCCUGAGGAUUUACAGCGUUACCAUGACAACACUCAAGAAAUGGACAAAUUCCUUGGACCCUAUCCAUACGACAAUUACAAGACCUGGGUGUCCCUGUCAAGCUACAUUACAGAUGGUCUGGCAUCCCGUCUCUCACCAGAAAAAGGGAAAAUUGCAUCUGUGUCAGAAUUUAUCUCUGAUAAAAGUACAAGUCAGUCCAGAAAAGAAAACAAUGAAGCAACUGGUAUUCUAAAUAAGUCUGGAACUUUCACAUCUGAGGGUCCUGUGUCUUUCCAGGAAGCUGAAGAUCGACUUCCAGAUAUGAAAACAACUCCAGGGACAUCUUUACGAUUCUCAAUAAUCCCAAAAAAUAAAUUUCCACCUGGAAGUUCUCCAUCAGAAAUCACAAAGCACAACAUUGACUCAAGUUAUACGCUUGAAUGUAUUCUUGGUACAUUUUGCCCUGAGAACUCAAAUGAUAUUUUGGGAGAAAUCCAGUUUUCUUUUAUUUGUUUUCUAAUUGGUCAAGUAUAUGAUGCAUUUGACCAAUGGAAAAAGCUGGUUCAUCUGUUGUGCAGUAGUGAGGAUGCUUUAGUCAAACACACAGAAUUAUAUCUGAACUUUAUAACUGUUCUACAUUUCCAAGUGAAAGAAAUUCCUGAAGAUUUCUUUGUUGACAUUGUCUCUCAAGACAACUUUCUCACCUCCACAUUAAGAGAGUUCUUUACAAAUAUUGAGUCAGGUCAAGCUGAUGAAAUCCUUCGUAAAAAAGGGCUAAAAUUUCGUGAUCAUCUUACUGUCAAAUUUAAAUGGGACUUUACUUCUGUUCCAGAUGAUGACGAACCUGUAGUGGUUUCUCUGGUGGAUUGAUCUACAGAGUGAUCUCCCCUUGUUUUACAGCAAAUGUUCACAUGAAAUUUUAUUUCAUUGGAAUGGUUUCUGUAAAAGGAACAAAUAGAAACAGAGAUUGUCUGGUUUCUGAAGAACAAGUGAUUGUUUCUUACUAAUCAAGAGAUAAUUUAACGGGAGAAUGACUACAUAUAGAUUACACUGUAUGCAGUGAUGAUGGGAAAUUGGUUAAAAUUCAUAAUCAAUUAUGAAUUAAAAUCAAAAAGGCUUCUCAUUGUGGUAAAUCAUUUUCAUAUUUGGCUGACUGUGUGUUCAGUAUUCAUAGAUUUAGUUUAUUAUUGCUUUACAUCCUAUGAACAGCCGAGGUCAUGAGAACAUGCCAGGUUUCGAUGGUGGAGGACAGUUGGAGUUCAUGGAGAUAAACCACAAACCUGCAUUGAGUCUGUGCCUGGUGACUGCUCCAUGUAGGUUUCCAACUCACAACUGAGAGAAUUUAUUUCAGAAUUAAUAGGUCAUCAAGUACAGAUAUUAGUGAAUAAAUAUCAAAAUCAAGGUCAAGGUCGUCAGGUACAGAUAUUAGUGACAAUAUCAAAAUCAAGGUCAUCAAGUACAAAAAACUGAAUCAAAGGAUAUUUUUGUUUAUAUGUGUUUCUUUAGAUAAACAAAUGA
Molecule: messenger RNA, 1882 nt
Organism: Ylistrum balloti
Lineage: Eukaryota; Metazoa; Mollusca; Bivalvia; Pectinida; Pectinidae
Product: protein AAR2 homolog
Exons: 5
Coding region: 95-1234 (379 amino acids)
Biological process (GO): spliceosomal tri-snRNP complex assembly
Source: RefSeq, a predicted model, not a curated record